GACAAUCUUACCUCCCGACGUUCCUAAACAGGAAGUUCCGAAGUUACAGGAGUCAUAUGAUUCAUCUGGCGAUAGACUUGGGCACGCCUGUGGUCCACCAGAGAGCUGUGAUUUUCAAACCGAAACCCCCCCAAAGCUCAGGGUAAAGACGCCAAACAGGAACUAUGGCUUCAUAAACUACAAAAAGGUUUAACCAUAACUCUAUGCUGUGUGUACAUGUGGAGGGUAGCUGCGAUAAAAAAGACGGUCAUGUAGCGUUUUUAUAAAAGUACUGUGGAAUGUUCUCAACAUCUGUCUGUACAUUCUGUAACAAUUUGGCAUUGCUACAACAGUUUGGCAUUGCUGCAACGUUGUUGCAAAGCCACGUAAUUUUUAUCUCAACGCAAGGAUUUGUAGAUGUAUUCAAAGGCAAGAUAGUACGAGUUCGACGAAGAUGAACAUGGUGGCUACGGAGGAGUUGGAGGAGCGACUCAAAAAGUUACUCGUGCGGCUAAGCAAUCUACAGGAGGGAAAACAAUUAGGUACGAUGGUUCAGAUCAUGGAGGAUCUACUCUCUCUGGCGAACACGGAUGGUUGUGCUGAACUCUUUGAAGACAAAGAGGCACACAUGCCACUGCUGAUUGCGCUGUCAUCUUACACCAGCAGUAAGGGAGUACAGCAGGUAGGCUGGUCACUGCUGUGCAGACUGGUAGAAAUAUGUCCCAAAACCUUGGAGAAGUUGGCCAGCCCUUUGGUUUCAUUAAAAGAGUGGGAUGUUUUGGGAGUUCACCAGCAGAUCCUUAAGGUGCUAGCAAUGCAUAUGACAGAGUGUGGGGUCGUUACGGUAACUUUGCAGGCCCUUGCACAUCUCCUCAGAUCACCUGACAUAAUGCUGCAGAUUCUGGAGGAGGAUGUGGAUGUGUUUGACCUGAUCGUGGAAGGAAUGAAGUCUUUCCCAGGCAGUGAAGAGGUGCAAUCGCAGGGCUGUCUGGCAUUGCAAGUGCUUCUGGAGAGAGUAUCAGAUGAGCACCUGGUGGACUUUGUGGACAGGCAGGAUCACAGUGUGGUCUUGAGAGCGGCUCAGACGUUCCCGGACAACGAGGACCUGCUCCUGAACGCUUUAAGAGUGCUGCUGCCACUGGCUGGCCCAUCCAGCAAUGUGGAGAUCCUCAUGUCCAAAAAGGAGAGAUGCUACUCCCUCAUCAGUCACACCAUGCUCUCAUUUCCAUGCUCAGAAGCCUUGCAGGAGGUCGGAUGCUGCCUGCUUCAGAAGUUCACCUCAGAGAGUUACUACAACAUACUGGUGCUGAAUGGAGUCCACGGAGUCGCAGUGAAAGCGUGCCUCGCUUACCCAGAAAAUGCCACCUUACAAGCAUCAGCCCUAACCUGUCUGGCUUCCCUUAGUGAGUGCCCCUCCAGAAUUCAGUUGCAGUACAUCUGUUGGCCACUAAAUAAAUCAAUAAAUCCCAUUCUGAUUCUGAUUCUGAUUCUGCUUUCUCCAGCUAAAACUAUUGUGCUGAACAAAGCGCUGGAGAAUGAGAGGAGUGAGGAUGAGGAGGAGCCCGCGGGGGAGAGGAGUCAGGUGAAGGGGGUAGAAGAAGGAGGCCUGUGCUGGAUGGAGGCGAGCUGCACAGCUCUGGAGCUUCACACGGCUGACGCUGCUGUACAGGAGGCUGCCUGCUUGGCACUGAACAACCUGUUGUUGCAUGGUGGUGGACAGUGGAACCAUGUAUGUGAGGAGCAGGAGGGAAGGAGUCCACUCCACAGGAAGAUCAUGGCUGCGAUGCUCCUCCAUUCUACUUAUGUUGGAGUGUUCCAGGCUGCUGCUGCCGCCCUCUGCACCCUCGUCCAGUGGAAUGGUAAAACCAGAGGGCAGCUGCUGUCCCACGGCAUCCACUUCAACACUGUGGAGAUCAUGAAGAGGCACAUGAAGUCCUCUCGAGUCUCCAGCAGUGGCUGCAGGCUGCUUCACCAGUUGUUCCGGGGAUGGAGGGCAAGUUUAGACGAGACUUCCAUGGCUAUGGAACAGAUCCUGAAGGCUAUGGUGAACCAUAACUUUCACCCACAAGUUCAGUUAGACGGUCUACAAGCCAGCCUCACCUUCCUCAGCCCGGACAGGAGUUUGCAGGAGCAUGGCAUGUCUGUAGCGGAUCCAGACACAGAGGAUGUGUCCCUGAGGGUGCUGAAGAACCAGUGUGUGCUGGAGGGAGCGCACGCAGUCUACCUGGAGGCUCUCAACAGGUUCAUCAGCAACAAAGACAUUCAGGAGUACGGCCUCCGGGUCCUCUUUGAGCUGGCCGACUGCUCUGGAGCGGUUGACCUCCUGUGCCAACAGGGAGCCAUAGAUACCGUACUGCAUACACUACAGAUGUUUCCAAGGAAACGUGAAAUCCACUAUUGGGGGUUAAGCCUCCUGUUCUACCUCAUCAGCAAAAAGAAGCUUUCUCGCACGAUUGUCCCCGUCCUGGCCUCUGUGAUCGUGCAGUCUGUGCGGCAGUACAGUGAAGAUGUAGAGAUGCGUAUGAAAGGUUUCCAAGUAGCAUGGAAGCUGAUGGAAACCUGCUCCGCUGCAGCCGCUGCUCUCGAGAGUGAAAACUUCGCCAAGGAGAUCUUUGAGCAGCUGAGGCAGCACUCCUCAGAACAACGCAACGAUUCGCUGCACAAGUUGAGCUGCCAGUGCCUGUCCAAGAUGGCGGCUGAUGGGGAGAUCCGGUACACUAUGCUGGAGAAGGCCUGUGAGGCUGGGGAUCUGCUUAUGGCCGAGUGUCUCGUAAAGCUGGGAGCCGACAUCAACAAGAAGACUAAAACAGAGUCCCUCAUAUACCAGGUGUGUGAGAGGGGCGGGCCGCUGGCUCUUGUGGAGCUGCUGUUGAGUGCGGGCGUUCACGAGCAGCACCUGCGGGGAGCUCUGGGCGCGUGUGUGAGGCGUGGGAACGGCCCCGUGGUCAUCCUGCUGCUGGGUCGCCUGGGCCUGGACCUCAACAACAGCGCCCUCUGCCUGGGGGGUUUCAGACUGGGCCGCCUGGAGGCAGCCUGGCUCAGCCCACUCCUGUCCGGGCGCAGAGUGCCUCCCAGUGGCCACAGGAGGAACUGUAAAGGCCAAAGCUUGGCCCGUCAGAUCCAGGCAUACCAAAGGAGGAGAGAGACCAUGGCGUCACCAGUGUUGUUGAAUGACGUCAAUGCUGGGUACUUCUCUGGGGAAGAGAGUGAUGACUCCAGCCACCUCUCCUUUGAAGACAGCCUCGUGUUUGCCUUCGAGGACAUAGAGAGUGACGGCAGUGAAGGAGGCCACAGUAUGCUCAGAGGAGCCCAGAGUAUGUCCUUCUGUGAUUCCCCGGAGGGUCAGAGGGCCAAGUCAGCAUCGAGGCAGAAUGGACGACGCAGGCACAGCAGCUCUGAGGGAGGCCAAGCAGAGUCGGACUCGCACAAGUCUCUUCACAAAAAGUUUAACAGAAACAUGCAGAACCACAGAGUACUGAGCUCUGCCGAGAGCCCUUCUCCCUCCCUGUCGGGCGGGGACAGAGAGGGCAUCCGUCUGCUGGACCUGUCCGGGAACGAGCUUGACAGCCUGAGCUGUCUGAUGGACAGUCCUUCAGUCCAGAAGCAGCUGGAGCAUCUGCUGCGCCUGGACCUGAGUCAGAACAUCCUGAGCACGUUUCCCAGCUCACUGUGUGAGUGUCUCAGGAGACUGACUCGUUUGGAUCUCCAAGGCAACCAACUCCAGUCACUGCCAGCCGAGAUCCUUGGCUUGCCCGCUCUGAGCACCCUCAACGUGUCACGGAACUGUGUGGGCCCACUGUUGACCUUUGACCCUGCGGUCUGCUGUCUGACUUUGCGGCAGCUCAAUCUCUCCUUCAACCACAUCACCACCUUCCAAUGCCAGCUAGGUCAUGUCAUGGAAAGACUGGAGGAGUUCUCUCUGGAAGGGAACAAGAUCAGCCUCCUAUCAGACCCCCUCUGUUUAACUGAACUGAAAGUUCUUGAUGUGAGUAAGAACAACAUUGAGCACAUCUCCAAUGACUGCCUGUCAGGGUGCCCCAAACUCGAGACUCUCAACGCCUCAGGGAACAAACUGAGUUCUUUGUCACUACUUCCCACAAAAAUAACUACCCUGAAGUUGUCAAAUAAUUGCUUCACAAUUGUACCUGAUGUAAUUGUGAACUUGCCUAAUUUACAAUCUUUGGACAUGAAGAGCAACCAAAUCUCUGUUUUGCCUGGACCUUCUGCCUGGGCGUCCGUGAACCUCAGAGAGCUCAUGUUUAGUCACAAUCAUAUCAGUGCUCUUGACCUGAGUGGACCUGCCUACAAAUGGGCUCGCCUGGAGAAGCUUCAUCUCAGCAACAACAAGCUUACUGAGAUCCCUCCACAGAUCGGCCUGCUGGAGGACCUAACGUCUCUAGAUGUAAGCGGGAACGACGGCCUGCGGUCCUUCCCAGAUGAGAUGGGAAAACUGGGAAGGCUGUGGGAUCUCCCUCUGGAUGGGCUGAAGCUCCAGCUGGACUUGAAACACAUCGGGAACAAGACCAAAGACAUCGUCAGAUUUCUCCAGCAGCGGCUGAAGAAGGCCGUGCCCUACUACCGUAUGAAGCUCAUCGUGGUGGGCAACGCCCAGAGUGGGAAGACGUCUCUCCUCCAGCAGCUGAUGAGGCUGAAGCGGGUGCAGUGGCGCCAGGGGCAGAGCCCAGCCGCUGCUGGCAUCGACGUCAGGGACUGGAGCAUCCGUGAGCGGGAGAAGAAGAACAUGGUGCUCAACGUAUGGGACUUCUCAGGUGGAGAGGAGUACAGCGAGUCUCAUCCACACUUCAUGGGUCCCCGUGCCCUCUAUCUGGUGGUGUAUGAUGUCAGCAAGGGGCCCAGUGAAGUGGAUGCCAUAAAGCCCUGGCUCUUCAACAUCAAAGCCGUGGCCCCUCUGUCCCCUGUGAUCCUGGUGGGGACACACGGAGAUGAGUGUGAAGAGCGUCAGAAGGAGGCGUGCAUCCAGAAGGUGCGGGACGAGCUGCUCGGCCAGCCGGGAUUCCCGGUCAUCCGGGAUUAUCACAUGCUUUCCGUCUUGGAUGACACGGACUCGGUCAACAGGCUCCGGAAAGCCAUCGUCAGGGAGGUGGUUGGCUUUAAGAUCCAGGGCCAGCCUGUCAUGGGUCAGCUGGUGCCUGAGUCGUAUGUGGAGCUGGAGCGGAGGCUCCUGCGUGAGAGGGAGCGUGUGUCCCCCGAGUUCCCCGUGCUCACGCACCGCCACCUGCUCCAGAUCAUCCAGGAGAGCCAGCUUCAGUUGGAGGAGGGCGAGCUGCCACACGCCAUCAGCUUCCUCACGGAGACGGGGGUGCUCCUGCACUUUGACGACCCUGCCUUGCAGCUCAGCGAGCUCUACUUCAUAGACCCUCAAUGGCUUUGCAAUAUUAUCUCACAGACGCUGGGCCUGAAGAUAUCUGGCGGCGGGGAGCAUCUGAGAGGAGUGGUGCAGCGCUCUUUCCUGGAGGUCUUUCUCACGGAGAUGCGCUGCUUCCCCAAGGGCCUCCUCACUCAGUGCCUCAAACUGCUGGAGAAGUUUCAGAUCGCUCUCCCCCUUGGCCAAGACCAGUUCCUGGUUCCUAACAGUCUCUAUGAGCAGAAACCAGUGUUUGACUUGCCUCACUGUGAGAACUCUGAGGUCAUCAUCCGUCUCUACGAGAUGCCCUACUUCCCCAUGGGCUACUGGUCCAGACAGAUCAACCGUCUCCUGGAGGUCUCUCCAUUCAUGCUGUGUGGAAGAGAGAAGGCUCUGAAGCCGAACCGACUGUACUGGAGGAGGGGCAUUUAUCUGAGCUGGUCCCCAGAGGCCUACUGCCAGGUAGAGGCUGAUACAAUGGAGAAUGGGCCAGCCAACGUCAUUAGGAUCACGGUGCCCUGCUCCCGCAAAGGUCGUGUUCUCCUGGGCCAGGUGGUGGACCACAUCGACUCCCUGUUGGAAGAGUGGUUCCCUGGGCUCCUCACCACAGACAUACACGGGAAUGGGGAGACCCUGCUGAAAAAGUGGGCCUUGUAUAGUUUUGAUGAUGGACAGGAGUGCAACAGGAUGCUGCUUGAGGAUGUGCUCAGCCACAUAGAUGAAGAUUGCCUGCUGGUGAAUCCAGAGGAUCCCCGCUGCACGGUGCCUAUCGCACAGAUCUCCCCUGACCUGAUUCUGAGUGACCAGCCUGCCAGCACCAUGCUCAACAGUGAGGAGCUGGAGAUGGACCUGUCCAAAGAGUACCUUCUGGGAGAUGGAGGUUUCGGCUCGGUUUAUAGAGCCAUUUACAAGAACGAAGAUGUCGCCGUCAAGAUCUUCAACAAGCACGCGUCAGAGCUCUACAUCCACAGGCUGGUCCGACAGGAGCUGGCAGUGCUGGGCCGUCUGCACCACCCCAGUCUAGUGGCGCUGCUGGCGGCUGGCAUCCUCCCCCGCCACGUGCUGGUCAUGGAGCUGGCCCCGCUGGGCUCGCUGGACUCGCUGUUUGAGCAUGAGAAUGGCAGCCUGAACCGCAAGCUCCAGCACAGGAUCGCCCUGCAAGUGGCUGAUGGCCUGAGAUAUCUGCACUCAUCCAUGGUUAUCUACCGCGACCUGAAGCCCCAUAAUGUGCUUCUGUUCAACCUGAAGACGGACUCUGAGAUCAUUGCAAAGAUCACAGACUAUGGCAUUUCCCAGUACUGCUGCAGCAUGGGCGUCCGAAGCUCAGAGGGAACACCAGGUUUCCGCGCGCCUGAAGUAGCCCGUGGUGGAGUGAUCUAUAACCUGCAGGCAGACGUCUUCUCCUUCGGCCUGCUGCUGUACGACCUGCUGACCUGCGGGGAACGCAUCGCCGACGGCAUGAAGUUCCCCAGCGAGUUUGACGAGAGGGCCGUACAGGGCAAGCUACCAGACCCGGUGAAGCACUAUGGCUGCUCCCCAUGGCCAGGCUUUCAGACUCUGAUGAGAGACUGCUUGAAGGGGAGCCCACAGGACAGACCCACUUCAGCGCAGGUGUUUGAGCGGCUGAACUCGGGCGAGAUGCUGUGCCUGAUGACGGAGGUGACCGUGUACGGAAUGCCCUCCGAGUGCUUCGCCGUCUCUUGCGGGGACCAGGGCCCUCGGGUGUGGCUGGGCGGGGGGAGCUGCACCCACAGGCGCGGGUGCAUCACCUCAGUGGACCUCACGUCUGAGAAGACCUGCUCUCAGGACGUCGACAGCAGCCCUGUGUUGUGUGUGGUGACCGUGCAAGUCCCUGGGGAGGCCUGCGAUUGGCUGGUGGCAGGAACACAGGCUGGCUCACUUAUCGUCAUGGACACUAAAAACCCCUCAGGUUUUCAUCAUCUCCAGAAGGUGUCAGACGCGGUGACGUCAUUGUUUUUUCACACACACUCGCCACGCAGCUGCUUGAAGAAUUACCUGUUGAUUGGGACAGCAGACGGAACACUGGUCAUUUAUGAAGAUUCAGCAUUGAAGCACAAGAAUGGGGCACCUGUGAAGACGCUUCAGGUGGGGAACGUGAACACCCCUCUGGUGUGUCUGAGUCAGUCUAGUCACCCCCAGGACAGGAGCACCGUCUGGGCCGGGUGUGGCACCAGGAUCCUCUCCCUCACUGCAGACUACGAUGUCUGGAAAACAAUAGACACUAAACACAGGCAACUGUCUCAGAAGCAGCAUUGUGCAGUGCGCAGCGACACCAAUGUCUCGCGGCUGGCGGUGGACAAGCAUGUGUUCCUGAGUAAAGUGGGUGGCCAGGUGGUGGAGAUCUGGGACAAGAAGAGUGACAAGAUCCUUGACCUCAUCGACUGUGCUCAGUUACUGCGACCCAACGCCUGCUCGAAGCCCAGAAGAGCCAGCACAGAGGUGUUUGGAGAGAUGGAGCCAUCUUGGGUUACUGUAAAAGCUCUGUUGGUGCAGCACGGCACAACACUGUGGAUUGGAACGAGAGCUGGCCAUAUCCUGCUGGUGGAACUUUCCAGUAGGCAACUACUGCAAGCAGUCAGUCUACACUGCCACUCAGUCAGGGGCAUGGCAUCUGUCCUGAUUGAAACACUCAACAGGAAGCACGUCAUCAUGGUACUAGGAAAACGUCUACGACUGGCCCAAGAUCAAGUCAGGAAUCAGUGUGAUGAGGACUCCAUUUUGAUGACGUGGAACAGCACACUCCCCCUUGAAGUGAAAGACUUGAGUAGACACCGUGAGCUGAGGGAAGAGAUCACAACCAAGAUGAGAGAACAUCUCUUUGACUGAACCGGCUGUGCACUAUAUUCACCCUUCCCCCCAACGUCAACAGCCUAACAAUAUUAGAAUAUAAUCACGUAUGGUUGUUGACUCUGUUGCCAUUUAUUUCACCAAAGUAGUGUUGGAGGCGGGGGGGGGGGGGGGAUUUGAAUGAAUAAUCUGAAUAGAAUCAAGGGAAGCCACUUGGUAUCUUCUUUUUUUUUGCACGUCUUCCUUCCAUAUUUGAUCUUCCUGGAGGGGGACAGAUUCUGAUUCUGGAGUGUGUUACUUCAGUUAUGUUCACUUGUGUGCAAAUCAGUUAUGUUUUUUGUUUUAGUCUGGGUUGUGUGAAUGUAUCACUUGGAUGAGUUUUUAUCACGUAGGCUAUGACUAUUCAAAAGGGAUGACCGAUUAUUUAUGAUAACUUCUCCUAGCACUUAAAUCAAACUGGAAACCCCUUUUGAUACCUCUUUUGAUAUUGACGAUUUUAUAUAAUUUAUUGAAAUGUCUGGUCCAACAUGCCACGGAUUAUGCACAUUGUAUUGUGAGAGGCAUGUCAAUGUAGUAGGCCCUGAUAGGCUACGUUUGUAUUAAAAUUGCAGUGUUGUGCUUA
This is a messenger RNA of Clupea harengus (Atlantic herring), 8774 nucleotides long. RefSeq names its product leucine-rich repeat kinase 2 (gene lrrk2). The record is from RefSeq and is a predicted model, not a curated record. Gene Ontology annotation, biological process: protein phosphorylation. The transcript has 51 exons. The coding region runs from base 434 to 8191 and encodes 2585 amino acids. NCBI's taxonomy places the organism in Eukaryota, Metazoa, Chordata, Actinopteri, Clupeiformes, Clupeidae. Gene Ontology annotation, molecular function: protein binding; ATP binding; protein kinase activity.